AUGUCAGAGAGUGAGAAGAACAAUGUGCUCAACAUUAACUAUAUCAUCCAGCCUCUUAUAGGCCCGAACUGUUCUGAAUAUGCAGUGGCGCAUGCAAAUGUGACUGUGACACCGUUUCGCACAUUCGCGGAGGUUUCAAUGCUGCCGGAUAUUGUGCAGAGCAUGAGGAAAUUGGGCCUGAACCGUGUGCAGCGGCUGCAGAGCUAUGCCUGGCCGCAUAUACUCAAUGGAUCGGGACACGGCGUACUCAUUGUGAGUGCCCCACGCAGCGGCCGCAAGAUGGGAUAUGUGCCGCCCAUGGCCCACCCUGCCGCGAAUCGAAGCGAGAGAGAUAUGGCGGAUGACACAUUGGAUAUCCCGCAUGGAAUGGGACCCAUUGCCCUGAUUCUAGUGCCAGUCUUGAGGCGAAUGGAGCAGGUUGCAGCGCUAUGCCAUGCGCUCAUGCCCAGGGAAGCGAACGUCGAGGACAAACGGACUAUUAUGGUGACGAAGGUGUUGCCCGUGCCAUCGGAGUGCACUCCAGCUUUCAUGGGUGCGUGGAUCAGCCAAAUAGUCAUCUUGGUGGCCACACCCGCACGAUUUGCCAACGCGUGCCAGUAAGGAGAAGGCAUGCUAAAGCUGAAUCAGCUGCAGAUAGUGGUCUUCGAUGACGUGGACCUCAUGCAGAAAGAGGAACUGAGGCGCUGGCACAGCAGUAUAUUCCAAGCAUGGCGACCAAACACAGUAGGCCAGAGGCACGCAAAGGCACACAUCCGCAUCCGCAAUUGGUGAUGGCGCCCAAGGACCACUUCAUUCAGGCUAAAGUCGCUUUCUCCACUUCGCACACGAUCUUUGCCACAUGCAUGGCGUCCAUAGUCUACCUUACGACAUUGAAGACUUUUAAUAUCCACUUGAACUUUUUCAAAGCACAGAUCGAGGCCAAGAUGAGCAAGCGAUGUGAGCAAACCAAAAAGAAGAUUUUGAAAUUCUUCGAGGAGCUCAUCAAGCUGGACGCACCGCCGAGCUCCCAAAAACCUCCAGAA
Messenger RNA from Drosophila guanche, 1022 nucleotides. RefSeq names its product putative ATP-dependent RNA helicase BoYb. Gene Ontology annotation, biological process: transposable element silencing; germ-line stem cell division. The record is from RefSeq and is a predicted model, not a curated record. NCBI's taxonomy places the organism in Eukaryota, Metazoa, Arthropoda, Insecta, Diptera, Drosophilidae. Gene Ontology annotation, molecular function: nucleic acid binding; ATP binding.